This is a messenger RNA of Alnus glutinosa, 2097 nucleotides long. Its product is annotated as inositol 1,3,4-trisphosphate 5/6-kinase 4. The record is from RefSeq and is a predicted model, not a curated record. Gene Ontology annotation, molecular function: inositol-1,3,4-trisphosphate 6-kinase activity; inositol-3,4,5,6-tetrakisphosphate 1-kinase activity; ATP binding. The transcript has 13 exons. NCBI's taxonomy places the organism in Eukaryota, Viridiplantae, Streptophyta, Magnoliopsida, Fagales, Betulaceae. Gene Ontology annotation, cellular component: cytoplasm. The coding region runs from base 154 to 1689 and encodes 511 amino acids. Gene Ontology annotation, biological process: inositol trisphosphate metabolic process.
UCCUCUUUACCCCUAAACGCGCGCAAAGAUUUCAACAUAGAGAGAGAGAGAGACUUUACAGAGUUUACUUCCCCAAAAAAACAAAACUAUUAGAAAUUUAGAAGUGAGCGAGUGAGAGAGAGAGAGAGAGAGAGAGAGAGAGAGAGGCGAGAGAUGGGUGCGGCAGUAGGGGGAGUGAUAUUGGACGAGUCAGUACUAUUAGCCCCUCAGCACGACGACGACCUUCAUGCGAACUCAUCGGUACAAUCCGGCGCUGAGUCUCUCCUUCGUAAGCUUCGCCAUUCCAAAAUCCGUGUGGGGAUUUCUUAUGGACUGGAUCUCUCAGACCAUAAGGUGAGUCUUCUUAAAAGGAUGGCAACACUGUACUCGUAUGACUGUUUUAUCUUAAAUGCAUCUUCUUUAGAUGAUGCUCAAAAUGAGAUUUUUCUAGCUUGGGGUGACAUUGGAGGCAGUAUUUUGUACCUAGUUUCUGACAAGAAGAAGGAAGUCUUUCCUAAACUAAGCAACUGUGGUUGGCUGGUCGUUGUUCUAAGAUCUCUUGGGCAAGAAUCAGCAGAUGGUGGUAGUGCAUGUGAGUAUUCAAGCAUGGUUUAUAUCAACAAGCUAGAAGAGUUGCCUUUGACUGUAUGCCACUUAAAUCGAAAGGCACUUCGCAACACUGCUGCAACUGUUGGAUAUGUUAUGAAACCUUCUCGUGAAGAAGAUUUUGCUAAGAGGGGUGCAUUCCCUUUGUAUCCUACUCAAAAUGGGUUGAUGUUCUUGCCCCUCACCUUUGAGCUUCCUUUAUCACCUCAGUUGCAAGAAGUUGACAUUGUUCUCCAUAAAGCAACUGAUGAAAUUGUAUCCAUUGAUUUGAGCAGUUCUUCAAACCUCUCUGAAAGAGUAGCUUACACCAGGGGCAUGCGGGAAUUGCAAAGAUAUAUGGAGCAUCAACCGGAUUGCUGUGUGAUUGACCCAUUUAAUAACAUUUACCCUGUAGUGGAUCGGCUGAAAAUUCAAGAGAUUCUACUUGGUCUGGAGAAUCUUAAUACUGAAGGUCACUGUACGAUCAGGGCCCCCCAUUUUCUCAAGGUUGAUAAUUUCCAUGAACAUGAUUUGGUGCAAAGGCUGUCUGAAGCCAAACUAUCUCUUCCAAGUAUAGUGAAACCUCAAGUUGCCUGCGGUGUAGCUAAUGCUCACACUAUGGCAAUUGUAUUCAGAACUGAAGAUUUUAAGGACUUGAGCGUUCCUCUUCCAGCUGUUGUGCAGGAAUAUGUGGAUCAUUCAUCCACUCUGUACAAAUUUUACGUCCUGGGUGAAAAGGUUUUCUAUGCUGUUAAAAAGUCUACACCGAACGCAGAUAUCUUGAUGAAAUUAUCUGAAAGUAAUGGACUCAAACCUCUAGUUUUUGACAGCUUAAAAUCUCUACCCACUGGCGGUGAAGACCAGCAUCGUGGGGAUAGUAAUUGCUCCAAGGCCACUAAUCAUUGCAUUGAUCUUGAGCUGGUCACAGAUGCUGCAAAUUGGCUAAUGAGAAUGCUUGAUCUUACUAUCUUUGGCUUUGAUGUUGUUAUUCAGGAAUGCACUGGUGAUCAUGUCAUUGUGGAUGUAAAUUAUCUCCCGUCAUUUAAGGAAGUGCCUGAUGAUAUUGCAAUACCUGCCUUUUGGAGCGCUAUUAAGAAGAAGUUUGAAUCGAGAAAGUCGAAAUAAGCAACAAUAGCUCCUCUUUUACUAUGAUGACCAGAAGUUGGUUAGUGAAGAUAUCAUCACAUCUGGUUUUAAGAUGCCAACCAUAAUCUUUUUGUGUUGGAGGUGAAAUGUAAGAGUAAUUCUAGACAUCAUACUUAUGUCCCUCUUGUAUUCCUUUAAUAAUGACGCGACUUUUAAAAUUACCAUUGGACUUGUGAUUGAUCAUUAUUGAAUUUUGAUGUGAUUUGAAAAGUUAUAUCAUUAUUAGAGUGACAUAAGAUGGACAUGGGUAUAACGUUUAGAAUUACUCAAAAUGCAAGAUGUAUAUUCAGUAAUUACAUAUCAUGGCACUUUGUGAGGAAAUUUGAGCAAAUGAAGUUUUGAUAUCCAUUUCUUUACUGCUAUUUAUCCUUUAGCUUCUUAACGUAA